GCUCUAUUUGCAUCAUGAAGUUGUACGUUUUCUGCGCGGCAUUGGUAGCCGCUGUAGUCGUCAUAGAAUGCUCGCACACUUUCCUGGGCACCAACGUGCUGAGGCAGAAGGUCUUCCACCGCAACAUAAAGUACGACUCGUAUAUGCUCAGGAAGCGAGUCGAGUUUCUGAACUUCACCAUGCCUACUAAAUAUGGCUAUGGAAGAUCUAUUCAGGGUAUCCUCUUCUACGACAAGACGAAAUCGACCGCGUCAGCGAACGUGACAGCUGGAGGCCUCGGCUUCAACUACGUGACAAUGCGCAUGAAGAGCGAGCGCGGACGUGGCAUGCGCUUUGACGUCUUCAUAUACGCUUAGAAAAAAAAU
Molecule: messenger RNA, 365 nt
Organism: Pararge aegeria (speckled wood butterfly)
Lineage: Eukaryota; Metazoa; Arthropoda; Insecta; Lepidoptera; Nymphalidae
Exons: 2
Coding region: 15-356 (113 amino acids)
Source: RefSeq, a predicted model, not a curated record